Messenger RNA from Centrocercus urophasianus (Greater sage-grouse), 4591 nucleotides. RefSeq names its product N-deacetylase and N-sulfotransferase 4 (gene NDST4). NCBI's taxonomy places the organism in Eukaryota, Metazoa, Chordata, Aves, Galliformes, Phasianidae. Gene Ontology annotation, molecular function: deacetylase activity; heparan sulfate N-sulfotransferase activity. The transcript is spliced from 17 exons. Gene Ontology annotation, cellular component: Golgi apparatus. Bases 1157 to 3778 code for a protein of 873 amino acids. The record is from RefSeq and is a predicted model, not a curated record.
GCUGACAGUAAUUGAAAAUAUCCCCGCUUCUUGCACAUGCUUUGCACACUGAGGAAGAGCAAAAUUGCUGCUUCUUUCUGUAAGCUCCAGUUUGGAAAUCUAUCACGGAAAGAAUGGAAGCGACUAAAUGGACCUGAGAGAACCAUAUUAUGAAGUAUCCAGGCUUUCAGCUGCAAGCUCCAGGUGUAAAAUCAGAAGCUGUGAGCAGUGUUUUCCUCCCGCAUUUUGGGCGGGAGGUGGACCAACUGCACAGUGACAGAUUAUGCAGAUCCUCUCGGAGCAUCUCAUCAAUCACGGUGGCGCGAGAGGGACGCGGCUCAUCUCCGAACUAGGCUGCGUGGCGGCGGCCUCGCGUGAAGCAUCCCCCCGCCGGCGUGACAUCAGAGCAGCUCGAGUCCUUGAAAGUCUCGGGGUUGAUUAGCAGAGGAACGGGCUGCUCCUGCCAAUCACCGCCCCGAUACUCGUGGAGAUACGAGGCAGAGGGAGGCUGGCUCCGGCAAACGGGAGGCACGGCAGCAGUGGCACUAGUAACAGGAGCAGCUGGUAUUCGGGUGAUUAAAUAGUUCUCGCAGCCUUUUCGCUGCGCUCCGGCUGCUCCUUGGUGUAAUCCCCGUGUCCGAGAAGGAAGCUGCAUUUUAACGGUGAGCUGAGCAGAGGUUUGAAUCGUUCCAGCUGGCUGCUUGUUUGGAAAAGGACAGCCUGUGUAUAAAUGAGAUGUGACUGUGCCGGCAGAGUUCAGUCCCUGGGACUGGAGUGAGAGGAGCCUUCCCGGGAUACUCCUCUGACAGCUGCUAUCAAUUGAAAACUCUCUCUAGCUUACCUGGAGCUGCGUGAGGAGAUGUGAAUAGAAGACGUCUUUUUCCUGCACACUAGGAAAAGAAAUUCUUCUCUAGAUAAUGUUAAGAGUUUUCUUCAUUGAUUAUUGGCAACUGCUGCAUUCUGAGAAAGCCUCUUUCAAUUUAGCUUUCCAGAUCCUUUGAUUUCCUGCUCCAACAGCUUUAUAAUCUCUCCAACAACUUCAUAAAUGCACUGCAAUGGUCACAUGAACGUCUCAGGAGAGGAAUCAACACCUCCACGUCUCACUGUUAUUAUGGCACUUUAGAAAGAGAAAACCAAAAAGAAACAAGUCCAGGUCAAGUUGGAAGUCUUACAAAAGAUGAAUCUAAUAGUGAGGCUCCGAAGAAGUUUCAGAACCCUGGUCAUUCUCCUGGCUGCCUUCUGCCUAGCAAGUAUUGUCAUUUCUGCCUAUUACCUGUACACUGGCUACAAGCAGGAGAUGACUCUUGCAGAAACCACUGGAGAAGCAGAGUGUGAACAUCUCAAGCUUUUACCAUACAGGUCCAUGGAGCUGAAAACAGCUAAACCAAUUGAUCCAUCUAAAACUGAUCCCACCAUCCUUCUCUUUGUGGAAAGUCAGUACUCCCAGCUGGGACAAGACAUCAUAGCCAUCCUUGAAUCCAGCAGAUUUCAAUACCACAUGGUCAUUGCUCCUGCCAAGGGAGAUAUUCCCCCUCUCACAGACAAUGGAAGAGGAAAAUAUACGAUUAUUAUAUACGAGAAUAUUUUAAAGUAUGUAUCCAUGGACUCAUGGAACAGAGAGCUUCUGGAAAAAUACUGCGUGGAAUACAGUGUUAGCAUAAUUGGUUUUCAUAAAGCCAAUGAGAACAGCUCCCCAAGUACAAAACUGAAAGGCUUGCCAUUACAUCUUUACAAUAACAUUGCCCUCAAAGAUUGUGUUGUAAACCCUCAGUCUCCCCUUCUGCGCAUUACCAAAGCACCAAGGACUGAGAAAGGCCCACUGCCUGGUGAAGACUGGACAGUUUUCCACUUCAACCAUUCCACCUACCAACCUGUGCUUUUAACUGAACUGCAGACUUCCAGGCCAACCCCCAUGGCAUUGCCAAAGGCUGCUCUGUAUGCAACUGUCAUCCAGGACAUGGGGCUUCAUGAUGGGAUUCAGAGAGUUCUUUUUGGAAACAACCUGACUUUCUGGUUGCACAAGCUGAUCUUUAUUGAUGCCAUCUCUUUUCUGUCAGGGAAGAAGCUCACACUGUCCUUGGAUAGAUACAUUCUGGUUGACAUUGAUGACAUCUUUGUUGGGAAAGAGGGAACAAGGAUGAAUGUCAACGAUGUGAAGGCUUUACUAGAGACUCAAAAUGUACUGCGCACUCAGGUUGCAAAUUUUACCUUCAACCUUGGAUUUUCAGGAAAAUUUUACCACACAGGCACUGAGGAGGAAGAUGAAGGUGAUGACCUGCUGUUGAGGUCUGUGGAUGAAUUUUGGUGGUUUCCUCAUAUGUGGAGUCACAUGCAGCCUCAUCUCUUCCACAAUGAGUCAUCACUGGUGGAGCAGAUGAUCCUCAACAAAGAAUUUGCACUGGAGCAUGGCAUACCAACUGACAUGGGGUACGCAGUGGCUCCACACCACUCUGGAGUCUACCCAGUCCACAUCCAGCUGUAUGAGGCCUGGAAGAAGGUCUGGCGUAUCCGAGUGACCAGCACAGAAGAAUACCCACACUUGAAGCCUGCACGGUACAGACGGGGCUUCAUCCACAAUGGCAUCAUGGUGCUCCCUCGACAGACCUGUGGCCUUUUCACUCAUACUAUUUUUUACAAGGAAUAUCCAGGGGGUCCUCAGGAGCUGGACAAAAGUAUCCGAGGAGGUGAACUUUUCCUCACCAUUCUCCUGAAUCCUAUCAGCAUCUUCAUGACCCAUUUGUCCAAUUACGGGAAUGACCGCCUGGGGCUGUACACCUUCUCAAACCUGGCCAACUUUGUGAAGAGUUCAACCAACCUGCAACUACAGACACUGCCACCCAUCCAGCUGGCACACAAAUACUUCGAGCUCUUCCCUGAGCAGACAGACCCCCUUUGGCAGAAUCCAUGUGAUGACAAACGACACAGAGAUAUUUGGCCCAGAGACAAAACUUGUGACCAUCUACCCAAAUUUCUUGUGAUAGGACCCCAGAAAACAGGAACAACAGCACUUUAUUUAUUUCUUCUGAUGCAUCCUUCCAUUAUCAGUAAUCUCCCUAGCCCAAAAACUUUUGAAGAAGUUCAGUUCUUCAAUGGGAACAACUAUCACAAAGGAAUUGACUGGUACAUGGAUUUCUUCCCCACUCCUUCCAAUACCACCACCGACCUUCUCUUUGAGAAAAGUGCCAACUAUUUUCAUUCUGAGGAAGCUCCUAAACGAGCAGCUUCUCUCAUCCCCAAGGCCAAGAUCAUCACCAUCCUCAUCGACCCAUCUGACCGUGCCUAUUCUUGGUAUCAGCAUCAGCGCUCUCAUGAGGACCCCACUGCUCUGAAAUUCAAUUUUUAUGAAGUCAUUACGUCAAGCCCCUGGGCACCCUCAGAGACAAGGACUCUCCAGAAGAGGUGUCUGAUGCCUGGAUGGUAUGCUGUCCACAUUGAACGAUGGCUAACUCACUACCCAGCUUCACAGUUGCUAAUUAUUGAUGGACAGCAGUUAAGAAGUGACCCAGCUACUGUGAUGGAUGAAGUGCAAAAGUUUCUUGGAGUCUCUCCUCACUAUAAUUACUCUGAAGCUCUAACGUUUGACCCUCAGAAGGGCUUUUGGUGCCAGUUACUGGAAGGAGGGAAAACAAAGUGCCUGGGAAAAAGCAAAGGUCGAAAAUACCCACCCAUGGACCAAGAGUCCCGAGAUUUCCUGUCAAGCUACUACCGAGAGCACAACGUGGAGCUGUCUAAGCUGCUGCACAGGCUGGGGCAGCCCCUGCCUUCCUGGCUGAGACAGGAGCUGCAGAAGGUCAGGUAGCACACACGAGCAGGGGUCCAGCCAAGGAUCAUUUCCUUCACCGUGAAACCCCUGCUUCUCCGACUCACCUGUGAUCGUCAGUAGAGGACCUCGUGAACAAUGCUCUUUCUUUUUUAAAAAACAAAAAAACAAACAAAAAAAAACCCAACAAUAGAAAAGAAUAAAAAAACCAACAAGUGUUUAUAUGCACGUGCUGACAGUUAUUAGCAUCAACCCUUUUUGUCAGCUUCCAGGAAAUAUUAUGGAGCUAUGUGGCAUUACUCUUUACCCAGAACAGGAUUCGUGCAUAGUCUAGUCCCUCUGUUCACCAGAAAGUACCAGAAACUGUGUGUAGGACAGAUUGACUUCAGUGUGUAUGACAAAUUGCAGUCUGUCAGGACACAGUCAAAGGAUGGGAACAUCUCUCGCUGGAUUGUGAGUUCAUCCUCUUAGUGCAACUGCAAAGGUGUGGACCUGCCUAUGGAUUUGUCUCCAUCACUAUCCUAUCUAGAAAAGCUACUAAAACCAAACGAGGACUUGCAAACAACACAGAUUCUGAAGUGAUCAAUGUUCUAGUGACUGGAUAACUUUUCUAAGACUUAAUAUCAUUUCUGUAGUACUUCAAAACAAAAGACAUUCUCUUGAUAGAGUUGAGGAAAAACUUCACAGUCUUGCCCAAGCCUUUUCUUUGUUUUUUUCCUUCUUGCCCCAUGUGACGACAGCAAAUCCAGAUAAACAAGUACUUGGUGUUGAAGAAAAAGGAAUCAAAAUGCAUUUUAAUCACUCAAAACAUUUUUGUUGGGGGGUGGUGAGGGAGGUCAAAGUCAAUAUUUG